UCGACUUCCGGCUUCGCAGCAGCGGGUGAGGCUAAGAUGGCUGAGGGGAAAGUCGCGAUGAGAACUCAGUUUCCUCCAUCUGCUGAAUCUCAAAAACCCCGGCUGAAAAAAGCCCCAGAGUUUCCUAUUUUGGAAAAGCAGAACUGGUUGAUACAUCUCCACUAUAUCCGGAAGGAUUAUGAAGCAUGCAAGGCUGUUAUCAAGGAGCAGCUUCAGGAGACUCAGGGGUUAUGUGAAUAUGCUAUCUAUGUCCAAGCAUUGAUACUUCGCCUGGAAGGAAAUAUCCAAGAAUCUCUGGACCUCUUUCAGACGUGCGCAGUUCUCAGCCCUCCGUGUGCUGACAACCUCAAGCAGGUGGCCAGAUCUCUAUUUCUUCUGGGAAAACAUAAAGCUGCCACUGAAGUAUAUAAUGAAGCAGCUAAACUUAACCAGAAAGACUGGGAGAUCUGCCAUAACCUAGGAGUUUGCUACAUUUAUCUGAAACAGUUCAACAAGGCACAAGACCAGCUGCACAAUGCCCUGCAUCUGAACAGGCAUGAUCUGACCUACAUAAUGCUGGGCAAGAUCCACCUGCUGGAGGGAGACCUGGACAAGGCCAUCGAAAUCUACAAGAAAGCAGUGGAGUUCUCCCCGGAAAACACAGAACUUCUUACAACUUUAGGAUUGCUCUACUUGCAGCUCGGCAUUUACCAGAAGGCAUUUGAACAUCUUGGAAAUGCACUGACUUAUGACCCUACCAACUACAAGGCCAUCUUGGCAGCAGGCAGCAUGAUGCAGACCCAUGGGGACUUUGAUGUUGCCCUCACCAAAUACAGAGUUGUCGCUUGUGCUGUUCCAGAAAGUCCUCCGCUCUGGAAUAACAUCGGAAUGUGUUUCUUUGGCAAGAAGAAAUACGUGGCAGCCAUCAGCUGCCUGAAACGAGCCAACUACUUGGCACCCUUCGACUGGAAGAUCCUGUACAACUUGGGCCUCGUGCACUUGACCAUGCAGCAGUACGCGUCGGCUUUCCACUUCCUCAGCGCCGCCAUCAACUUCCAGCCCAAGAUGGGGGAGCUCUACAUGCUCUUGGCUGUGGCUCUGACCAACCUGGAAGACACAGAGAAUGCCAGGAGAGCCUACACAGAGGCCGUGCGCCUGGACAAGUGUAACCCUCUAGUAAACCUGAACUACGCCGUGCUGCUGUACAACCAGGGCGAGAAGGGCGGCGCCCGGGCCCAGUACCAGGAGAUGGAGAAGAAAGUCAACAUGCUCAAGGACAGUAGCUCCCUGGACUUCGAUCCGGAGAUGGUUGAGGUGGCCCAGAAGUUGGGAGCUGCUCUCCAGGUUGGGGAGGCCCUGGUCUGGACUAAACCAGUUAAAGAUCCCAAAUCAAAGCACCGGACCGCUUCAACCAACAAAGCUACGAGUUUCCAGCAGCCUCUGGGCUCCAAUCAAGCUCUAGGACAGGCGAUGUCUUCAGCAGCUGCGUGCAGGAAGCCUCCCUCAGGUGCUGGAGGAACAUCCCAGCUCACAAAGCCACCGUCACUCCCUCUGGAGCCAGAGCCCCCUGUGGCAGCACAGCCACCUGAAGUGUCAGCACAAACAAGAGAAAAAUAGGGGGAGGAUGACCCCCCAGUCGGGGUUUCUUUGGCAAAGAUGUACCAGAUUAGGAAAGGUCCCAGGGUGCAGGCCGGGUGGAGCCCAGCGCGCUCCCUGGGCGUCACAGAUUAGAACGCAGAGUGUGUGAUGAUGAUCAUGAGGGGCCCCCGCCAGCUAGGAAGGAGGGAAGAUGGCCCAGAUAGGUUCUUUAAGAGGGGAGAGCAAGGCUUCUGGCUCUGUCAUGCAGUUCUGGGAGCCAGCAGGGCCUGGGACAGUGGCUGCUUUGGGAAGGACUAUCUCCUGGCUGACUGAUGCCUUCCUCUGUGGAAGGAAAAUCGGACACAGGCCCCUGCCCAGUAGCCUGGUCAGGAGGAAGCUUUGGCCUAGCCAAGGCAAACACAAAUCUUGGAUUAAUAAUCCAGCUCUAACAGUCUAAAUUUAAAAGAAAAAAAUAUGAAAAAAGCUCUUUAAGUUGGGGCCCAGCCUUUUGAGUAUCCCAGCUGCACUUACCCACGGGAAUCCAGAACACGUCCCUGCAGCUUGUUCUUGAGCGAGCACAGAGCCUGAUCCUGUCGGUGUGACGGAAGCAGAAACAGGGCUGGACUGGCAUCUGCAGCAAGGAUAAAGCAAGGGAGUUUCCUGACAGGGAUUUUUGACGAUCAGUCAAUACAUUCUAUCCUUUCAGAAUGGAGAUUGUGUAGCAUCCCUUUGGGGAAAGUUGUUAGUCAUGUAUGAAAAUAAGGAAUCACAAUAAAAACUUGAAACGAA
Molecule: messenger RNA, 2346 nt
Organism: Camelus dromedarius (Arabian camel)
Lineage: Eukaryota; Metazoa; Chordata; Mammalia; Artiodactyla; Camelidae
Gene: BBS4
Product: Bardet-Biedl syndrome 4
Exons: 16
Coding region: 37-1596 (519 amino acids)
Biological process (GO): protein localization to cilium; cilium assembly
Cellular component (GO): ciliary basal body
Molecular function (GO): protein binding
Source: RefSeq, a predicted model, not a curated record